AUAAAACAGAAUUCCCAGAGGAAAAAAAGUUAAAAUUUUUAUCGCCGGUUGACGUUUAUGUUUCUCUCAACAAUAAGUGUAAUAAAUAUUAAAAAACAAACAAUAAAAACACCAAAACAAUCACUAUUAGAUAACAAUAAUUAAACAAUAUAAAAAAACAAUAAUAAUAAUAAAAAAAAGUAAACAUAAAUAUAUAUUAGUGAUGAAAUCAAAAUCGAUUAGUGAGUCGUCGUGGCUGCGCAACUCGCUAAAAAAAAAUUCUUUUCAAUAAAAAAUUUACCGAAUUAAAGCUCAUGUGUAAUUAAAAAAAUAAAUCAAUAAAAAAUAAAACAAGUGUUUAAAUAAUAAAGUGAAUAAUUAUUUUUAAGUGAGUUUAAUAAUUAGAAAUGUAAAAAUUGUUAGUGGAUAAUAAAAAUAGCGAAAGAUGGCGGAUUGUGGUUCUGAAAUAGACAAUACAUCUUGCAAUGAUUGCGGAAUAAAUAAUUCUGGUGGUAUAACGACAACAAUGAUAAAUGGACGCGUACCUUGCCAGCAUAAAUUGAAUAAUAAUUCUGGUGUUGGUUUAGGAGGAGUUGGAAGAGGUGGAGGUGAAGGUGGAGAAGGUGUUAUUGGUGGUGAUCCUAUAGGACAGGGUCCACGCUGCGUUACAAUUUAUAAAACAGAAACUGGUUUUGGGUUUAAUGUACGCGGUCAAGUUAGUGAAGGUGGACAAUUACGUAGUAUCAAUGGUGAACUCUAUGCACCCCUUCAGCAUGUCAGUGCUGUUUUGCCACAUGGUGCUGCUGAAAAAGCUGGUGUUAGAAAAGGAGACAGAAUUUUAGAAGUAAAUAAUAUUAAUGUCGAGGGAGCGACACACAAGCAAGUUGUUGAUUUAAUUAAGUCAGGCGGUGAUGUACUGACAUUGACCGUUAUUUCGGUAACUCCGCAAGAAGCUGAACGAUUGGAGCCAUGUGAAGAUUUAAGUUACGCCUCAAUAGACUACAGUGAAAAAAGAUCCCUACCAAUAAGCAUUCCAGACUACCAUGUCCGAGAACGUAAGCACGAGCGGUACGUGGUGUUCAACAUCUACAUGGCAGGCCGCCUUUUAUGUUCCCGGCGGUACCGUGAAUUCGCAGCCUUGCACAUGGCUCUUAAAAAGGAGUUCAUUGGGUUCAACUUCCCCAAGCUUCCAGGCAAGUGGCCGUUCCAGCUGAGCGAGCAGCAGCUGGACGCGCGACGGCGCGCCCUAGAACUCUACUUGGAGAAGACUUGCGCUGUCCGGGUGAUCAACGAGAGCGACGCGAUGCAAGAGUUCCUUUACGGCCGCCUAGAAGACGACGGCGACCAAGGACUGUCAGCAGUUGACCUGAAGAUAGUUUUACCCGACCGGGAAUUUUUAACAGUGACUGUCCCGAAAGCGGCGAUCGCUAAAGACGUCUACGAGGUGAUCUGCAAUAAAAUAGGCUUGGAUAAUGACACGGCUAAAUACUUCUACCUGUUUGAGGAAGUGGAGUAUAAUUUCGAGCGCAAGCUCCAACCUCAUGAGCAUCCUCACGCUCUUUACGUCGCUAAUUACUCAACAGCUAACAGAACUUGCUUGUCAAUAAGACGGUGGCUGUUCAACUUGACCCGGACUUCGUUGAGUGACCAGGCGCUCACUUGGAUAUUCUGGCAGACUAUUGAUGAAGUCAACCGCGGACAUAUCUUCGCUGGGGAACGACUUUAUCAGUUGAAGACUCUUCAAGACGCUUCCAGGAAACACGAGUACUUGAAACUGGCCCAGGAACUUAAUGGGUAUGGCGAUAUUGUCUUUCCUCAUUGUCCUUGUGACUCCAGAAAGGAGGGACAUGUUGUCGCUGCUGUUGGUGCUAAUUCUUUUAAGCUACAUGCUGCUAAGGAAGAUGGAACUCUGGAGAGCCAGGUUGUAGAAUUCUUGUGGAAGAAUAUUACUAGGUGGGAAAUUGAUGAGGAAGGAAUGGCUUUUUGCUUUCAGUAUACUAGAUCUGAUAAUCGACCUCCUAGAUGGUUGAAGGUUUUUACUCCUUAUUAUAUAUAUCUUCAAGAUUGCUUCGACCGAAUAGCUGAGGAAGCUAAAUGGUUCAAAGGAAAAAAAUGACCCGAGAAUAACAUAA
This is a messenger RNA of Cotesia glomerata, 2111 nucleotides long. It is a transcript of the gene Snx27, whose product is annotated as sorting nexin-27. Gene Ontology annotation, cellular component: early endosome. The transcript has 4 exons. Gene Ontology annotation, molecular function: protein binding; phosphatidylinositol-3-phosphate binding. Bases 425 to 2095 code for a protein of 556 amino acids. Gene Ontology annotation, biological process: signal transduction; intracellular protein transport. The record is from RefSeq and is a predicted model, not a curated record. NCBI's taxonomy places the organism in Eukaryota, Metazoa, Arthropoda, Insecta, Hymenoptera, Braconidae.